CAGCCAAAAAAAAAAAAAAGGCACAUAAAAAUAUAUUUAUACCAAAUCAAUAAAAUAUAGCAAGUAAACCUCCUAUAAUUUUCUUCUGUAUCACUUUGUAGUUUGUGAUGCUCGUUAUGGAUUUUCCAACAUGCCCGUGAAACCAACGACGAAGACUGGGAUUUUCUAUGUACGGCUCUACUACUUGAAGUGCUCAGGCUAUAUAAUUCGUUCUUCAUGCUUCUCUACUCAAACACUAUCACACCCAUCUCUCAUAUCGGCCAAAGCUCAGAGCUCGGGGAGAUUGCUUGUUUACUGCAAUUCCCAGAUCACAAAAUAUGGAAGAAAUGGAAAUAUUUUAGAAGCCGAGUCGCUCUUCAACCGCAUGCCCAACAGGGACACCAUCUCCUGGACUGCCAUGCUCACUGCCUAUGCUCAAAAUGGCGAAAUCGUCAAAGCACGGGACUUGUUCGACAAAAUGCCACAACGAAACACUGCUUCGUAUAAUGCGAUGAUCUCGGCUUAUAUUAAGAACAGUUGUAUGAUUGAUGAAGCUGCUGAAUUGUUUAGGAGGAUACCCGAGUGUAAUGCGGUCUCUUAUGCUGCUAUGGUUACGGGUUUUGUACAGGCGGGGAUGUUUGACAAGGCUGAGAAGUUGUAUAGCGAGACGCCAGUUAGGCUACGAGAUCCAGUUUGUUCGAAUGCAUUGAUUAGUGGGUGUUUGAAACUCGGGAGAUUGGGAGAGGCAUUUCGUGUUUUUGAUGGAAUGUUGGAUAGAGAUGUGGUUUCUUGGAGUUCUAUGGUUGAUGGGUGUUGCAAACUGGGAAAGAUUGUUGAUGCUAGAUGUUUGUUUGAUAGGAUGCCAGGUAGAAAUGUGGUUACUUGGACAUCGAUGAUUGAUGGGUAUAUGAAGAAUGAGGAGUUUGAAGAGGGUUUUAAAUUAUUUCUGGAAAUGAGAAGGGAACAGAAAAUGGAAAUAAAUUCCACUACAUUCAGUGUAAUGUUUGAAGCUUGUGGUAGUUUUGCUGGAUAUGAAGAAGGCAUUCAGAUGCACGGUCUGGUUUCACGUACGGGAUUCGAUUUUGAUGUCUUCUUAGGAAAUUCUAUCAUCACCAUGUAUUGCCGGUUUGGUUACCUUGAUGCAGCUAGUAAGAUAUUUCAUUUGAUGAGAAAGAGAGAUGUAGUAUCAUGGAAUUCCUUGAUUGCAGGUUAUGUUCAGUGUAAUGAGACUGAAGAAGCUUUUAAGCUCUUUCACAGAAUGCCUAUAAAGAAUGUAGUUUCCUGGACAACUGUUAUUUCAGGAUUUUUUAACCAAGGGUUGAGUGAUAAAGCAAUCCAUUUGUUUGAAAUGAUGCCGGAGAAGGAUAGUGUUUCUUGGACUGCUUUAGUUUCAGGUUUUGUGAACAACGGGGAUUAUGAAAAGGCUUUUCGUUGGUUUAUUCAGAUGCUUCGGAGAGCAGUCAGGCUUGAACCUCUCACCUUUAGCAGCAUGCUCAGUGCUUCAGCUGGUUUGGCAACUCUAAACCAAGGAGUCCAGAUCCAUGCUCUUGUAUUAAAGAUGGGUUUGGAGUUUGAUUUGUCUAUUCAAAAUGCUUUAGUUUCUAUGUAUUCCAAGUGUGGAAAUGUAGUUGAUGCCUAUCAGAUAUUCACAAAGAUUAAUUCACCCAAUGUCAUUUCUUAUAAUUCAAUGAUUACUGGGUUUUCCCAAAAUGGGCUUGGAGAAGAAGCACUUAAUUUAUUUAGCAAAUUGCAGAAUGAAGGGUGUGGACCAAACGAAGUCACCUUUCUGGGUGUUCUUUCGGCCUGUGUCCAUGUUGGUUUAGUAGAAGAAGGAUGGAAAUAUUUCAAAAUGAUGAAACCUUUAUACAGCAUAGAACCAGGGCCUGAUCACUAUGCUUGCAUGGUUGAUCUACUUGGCCGAGCUGGAUUACUUGACAAAGCAAUGGAAUUGAUCAAUUCAAUGCCAUUUGAUUCUCAUCCUGGGGUAUGGGGAGCACUUCUUGGUGCCAGCAAAACCCAUUUACGCCUUGAUCUUGCACAGCUUGCAGCUCAAAAACUUAUGGAACUGGAGCCUGAUAAUCCAACUCCUUAUGUUGUCUUGUCCAAUUUAUGUUCUCUUUCGGGGAAAAAGCAAGAUGGGGACCAAGUAAGAAUGGCCAAGAAAUCGAAAGGAUUAAGGAAGAGUCCGGGUUGUAGCUGGGUUAUAUUGAAGGACAUGGUUCAUUUGUUCCUUGCAGGAGAUCAAUCUCAUGUGGACUGGGAGAAGAUUAAAGUAAUACUAUGGUUGAUAACCAUGGAAAUGAGACAUUUGCAUUGUCAUAGAUAAUGACUUUGGUGAUCUAUGCUUCAUUGAAAUUUUGACUUCUUAAUUUAGAGACUAAGAUAAAGUGUUUUACUUCUUUCAAUAUUUCCUCGAUUCCCAGACUUUUUCUGGGAGGAAACAGAGCACUAUUGAAGGUAUUUUAAAAGUUUUGAUGGAGAAGACAAUAUCUACAUUGGACUAGACUUGGUAGUUUAUAAAAUUUCUGAAUAAGAUAUAAAGACUACGAAAGCUUGAUAGUGA
This is a messenger RNA of Ziziphus jujuba (common jujube), 2542 nucleotides long. Its product is annotated as pentatricopeptide repeat-containing protein At1g53600, mitochondrial. Gene Ontology annotation, molecular function: protein binding; RNA binding. The transcript has a single exon. Lineage: Eukaryota; Viridiplantae; Streptophyta; Magnoliopsida; Rosales; Rhamnaceae. Bases 131 to 2305 code for a protein of 724 amino acids. The record is from RefSeq and is a predicted model, not a curated record. Gene Ontology annotation, biological process: RNA modification.